AGAUCGCGGUUUGUCCCUCAGUAAACAGUAAAUACAAAUGUCAGCACAUUUACGGUGAUCUCUUGCAUACACAGAGAUUUGGGCGGAUAUCUGUAUAGGCAGGUCGCUUUCGUGUAGAUGGGCGUUAAGUGCUGUUAACUUAUGUAAAGGCAAUUUGUUGAUAUCGAAAUGUACGUUUCGAGGGUACCCCUGCAAAGAUCUGCAAAGCAAAGAUCUGUAGUGAGUUGAAGCUUGUGUGGCAUUUUCUAGGUCGCCAUUUUGUUUUUAGCGGAGGUGCAGCAUAUGUAUAUAUUUUACAGGAAAAUCGUGUUAUAGUGAUUCAUCUCUAACUCUGGGUGUCAACAAUCGAAAAAAAUGAGCUCUAAUGGGACUAGUGAGACCCAGAUAGUUCUGUAUGGUUCGAGCGGUAGAAGUUCUUCACAUUCAAACCAUUCACCCACUGGGAAGGACUCGAAAAAACGGGAGACCGAAGCUGAAAAGGAAGAGCGGCGAAAGAGGCGCAGGUCCAGAUGGGGAGGUGAUGAGAAAGAGAAGACGUUUAUUCCGGGCAUGCCAACUGUUCUUCCUACAAACCUGAGUAAGCAGCAGGAACAGGCAUAUUUAGUUCAGCUCCAGAUUGAAGAAAUCAGCAGGAAACUGCGCACUGGCGAUUUAGGGAUACCAGUUAACCCAGAAGAAAGAUCUCCAUCUCCAGAACCCAUUUACAGCAGUGAUGGCAAGAGACUCAAUACAAGGGAGUAUAGAACGAGGAAAAAAUUGGAAGAAGAAAGGCAUCAUCUCAUACAAAAAAUGCUGACACUCAAUCCAGAUUUCAAACCACCUGCUGAUUACAAACCACCAAUUAUCCGCGUAAGUGACAAAGUAAUGAUUCCUCAGGAUGAUCAUCCAGACAUCAAUUUCGUGGGUUUAUUAAUUGGCCCACGAGGUAACACCCUAAAAUCCAUGGAACGUGAUACGGGGGCAAAAAUAAUUAUUCGUGGCAAAGGUUCUGUAAAAGAGGGAAAAGUUGGCCGGAAGGAUGGCCAGCCUCUCCCUGGAGAAGAUGAACCAUUACAUGCGUAUGUCACAGCUAACAAUCCAGAAGCUGUCAAAAAAGCAGUUGACAAGAUAAAAGAGAUAAUAAGACAGGGAGUAGAAGUUCCUGAAGGACAGAAUGAUUUAAGGAGAAUGCAACUCCGUGAGCUAGCGUUACUAAAUGGUACCCUGAGAGAGAAUGAAGGGCCAAGGUGUACCAACUGUGGUGCUUCUGACCACAAAUCAUGGAUGUGCCCAGAUAAACCCAAUGUAACAAACAACAUUGUGUGCACAAGCUGUGGUGGAGCAGGUCAUAUAGCAAGAGAUUGCAGGCAGAAAAGACCUGGUGCAACUGGAGCCACCACUGGAGAUAAAAAUAAGAUUGAUGAAGAGUAUAUGUCGCUGAUGGCUGAAUUGGGAGAAGGUCCACCUCCCAAUCGAGAUGGAGACAACAAUGCCAACAAUCGUUUCAAUAACAAUCGCCGUGCCACAAACAAUUUAUUUGAGCGUCAGAUGGCACCACGGGCAAUAAUGGCACCACCACCACGAGCAGAGCAACCAGCAAUGCCUACACCACCUCAGUUGAUUCCUAAUACAUUACCUCCGCCACCCUGGACACCAGGCAUACCUCCAGCAACGAAACCAGAAGCAAUGCCUCCUAUGACACACAUUCCUCCACCAGUCUCCACAGCAGUUCCCAUUCCACCACCAUGGCAAGCUGCUGCAGUACCGCCACCCAAUAUGCUUCAGGUACCUCCACCUCCACCACCAGCUGUCCAGCCUCCUCCUGUCACUUCUGCUAUUGCCACUUUAGCUCCAUGGACACAACCACCGCCACCAGGAGCUCAGCCUCCACCAGCAAAUGUUCCACCUCCUGGUCUACCACCAUGGCAGCAACCACCACCACCUGUUGCUGCUGUGCCACCAGGGCCAGUACCACCACCUGCACGUGCACCUCCACCUCCCCCACCUGCUGUUUUCCCCUGGCAUCAGGGUUAUAUUGGUGUUCCUCCACCACAACCUCAGCCUGUCCAACCACCUCCACCACCACAGCAGCAGCCACAGCCACAACCUCAAGCACAACCUCAGCAACAGCCACCACCGCAGCAGCAGCAGCAACAGCAGCAGCAGCAAGGCAGUGUCGAUAUCAAUACAAUUGCAGGGCUUCCCAAUUUAUUGGCAGCUCCACCUCCACCACCUCCAAGUUAACACAUUGAUUUAUUUAUAUGAAAUGUCAUAAAAUGAAGUCCACUGAGAAAUUCUGAUUUCGAAGAAUUUGAUUCAUUAUUUUGUUUGCAAUUUUCUGCUCUGGGGACAAGAAUCUUGUUAGGAAGAUGAUAUUGCUUUACACUCUGUGCUGUCUGUAUUGCUGGGUGCUAGCUAAAUCAUUUCAGCAAUGUAGAGAGAAUAUUUCAGACAGCAGCCUUCCUUAAAAUAAUUUCCACUUACGUGUCUUGUAGUGACAAUUGUCACUUUCUUGUACUUUGUGUAUAGAGUAAACAAAAUGUCAUGGUCUUCGAUUAGAUAUAUCACUAUUGUAUCAAGCUUUGUGUAUGUUCACACAGUUUACAUAACUCUUUCUGUCUUUUCUGUAACUCAUAUGAUCUCUGUAGUGUAGUAUAUUUAGUGCAGUAUGUUGGAGUGUGUGAAAAGCAUGUAGAGGCAAAAUGCUUCAGUGGACUGGCCAAAAUUGCCAUUAAGCACUAGAUUUUGUAGAUGGUUAUUUAGGAUGGCUAGAUGGGGCACUAGAAUCCCCAUCCUGUGGAAUAGUUUGCUUGAAUCACCAUUUUUUAUCUUAAUGAUUAUAUAGAAAAAAAAUGGGACUUUUAAUGAACCAUGUAAUUGGUAUGACCAUUAAAAUACCAAACAGCACCUCACCUGCCAUUAAGUUAAUUUUUGCAUUGAAUAUUUUUAUUGUGAACUAUGAUACUUCAAUAAGAAUAGCCCACUGGUUUAGUGGAAAAUCAUGCUGCCUUGUAAAUGUUUAUAUAAUAAGCAUUCAUAAUGUUUUAGAGUGACAUAAUUCUAAAUCAUUUGGAUAGUAAGUCUUAAUAUUUCACCUAACAUUGAGGUGGUGUAUAUUCUUUAUUACAAGUGAUGUACAAAGAAUGUGUAUUUACUGUGGCCUGUAUUAUUUUUUGUUUUGUUUUUGGAAACUAUUGGUUUAAAUAGCCAAUAAACUGUAUAAAACUA
Molecule: messenger RNA, 3207 nt
Organism: Schistocerca gregaria
Lineage: Eukaryota; Metazoa; Arthropoda; Insecta; Orthoptera; Acrididae
Product: splicing factor 1-like
Exons: 9
Coding region: 355-2223 (622 amino acids)
Biological process (GO): regulation of mRNA splicing, via spliceosome
Cellular component (GO): nucleus
Molecular function (GO): mRNA binding; zinc ion binding
Source: RefSeq, a predicted model, not a curated record